AUGGAUCUUCCAGUUGUGGUUGAUUCGAACGAGGAUGAAAUAGUCUCCCACGAACUAGAGCAAAUGAGGAGUAUAUUGGAAGAGGCGAUUUUGGAACGAACGGAGCGCAUAGACGACCUGAAGCAAAAGAUCGCUGCUUGGGGGAAGCGGAUUCGACGAUUUACCGAGAGGUCAAGGCGAUUCAACCAGAAUCGUCUCUUCCAGAGUGAUCAGAAGAGGCUCUAUAAAUCAUUGGAGCGACCAAAGGUAUGUGGAGCGGGCCAAGGACCGGAUCAGGCUGACAUUAUCGCAUUCUGGCGUGGCCUGUGGUCAGAGCCCGUAAACCACAGCGAGGGCCCUUGGAUGAAAGUUGCGGCGAGCCAGGGUGCGAGUGUUACGCCUAUGGACCCCAUCACCAUAACGCCGGAAGACGUGGCUGAGGCGGUUCGUAGGGCUCCGAACUGA
Molecule: messenger RNA, 444 nt
Organism: Parnassius apollo (apollo)
Lineage: Eukaryota; Metazoa; Arthropoda; Insecta; Lepidoptera; Papilionidae
Source: the annotation of a GenBank genome assembly